AUGUUCAAUCCUUAUGUAGCUUCGUUUCUCCUUCUUGGAGCUGAAUAUGGCCAUCUCAUCACGCUUCGGAGGCUAUGCGCAAUUGGGUUCUUUGUCAGCUUCACCGCCCCGAAACUAUACUUGCGCUAUUCAGCUCGGAUAAGCCAAAAAGUUGAGUGCUCCAAAUGGUGGGUUCUUGAAGCGUGGGUUGCUUGCUCCCACAAGAAAAUCGUGGCCGCAUCAGCAAUCAUGGCCUUCUGGAACCUGACGACUAUAAAAACUCGCUUGCUCACAGCGUUCAUAUCUGUCGUGGUUCUGCAUUACCAUCGACAACAUUCGGGAGCAAAUCUUGAAGUAGCUGCAGAAGCUGAAAAGGAAAGAUUUAGCACAGCAGCAGCCGGACAAGGCUAUAGUUGUCGCAGAAAAGAUGUCCUGUGA
Molecule: messenger RNA, 417 nt
Organism: Eucalyptus grandis
Lineage: Eukaryota; Viridiplantae; Streptophyta; Magnoliopsida; Myrtales; Myrtaceae
Product: reticulon-like protein B18
Exons: 5
Coding region: 1-417 (138 amino acids)
Source: RefSeq, a predicted model, not a curated record